This is a messenger RNA of Acomys russatus (golden spiny mouse), 903 nucleotides long. Its product is annotated as homeobox protein BarH-like 1. Gene Ontology annotation, biological process: regulation of transcription by RNA polymerase II. Gene Ontology annotation, cellular component: nucleus. NCBI's taxonomy places the organism in Eukaryota, Metazoa, Chordata, Mammalia, Rodentia, Muridae. Bases 1 to 765 code for a protein of 254 amino acids. The transcript is spliced from 4 exons. The record is from RefSeq and is a predicted model, not a curated record. Gene Ontology annotation, molecular function: RNA polymerase II transcription regulatory region sequence-specific DNA binding; DNA-binding transcription factor activity, RNA polymerase II-specific.
AUGCAACGGCCCGGGGAGCCGGGCGCCGCGCGCUUUGGUCCGCCCGAGGGAUGUGCUGACCAUCGGCCGCACCGCUACCGCAGCUUCAUGAUCGAAGAGAUCCUCACCGAGCCUCCUGGGCCUAAGGGUGCAGCGCCUGCGGCCGCCGCAGCCGCCGCAGGAGAGCUGCUUAAGUUUGGCGUGCAGGCGCUGUUGGCCGCCCGGCCCUUCCACAGCCACCUGGCAGUGCUGAAAGCUGAGCAAGCUGCUGUGUUCAAGUUCCCAUUGGCGCCGCUUGGCUGUUCCGGGCUGGGCUCAGCGUUGCUGGCCGCGGGGCCUGGGAUCCCUGGCACCGCAGGCGCAUCGCACCUGCCGCUGGAGCUGCAACUUCGCGGGAAGCUGGAAGCAGCUGGCUCCGGGGAACCUGGCACGAAAGCCAAGAAAGGACGCCGAAGCCGCACUGUGUUCACGGAACUGCAGCUUAUGGGCCUAGAGAAACGCUUCGAGAAGCAGAAGUACCUCUCCACCCCUGACAGAAUAGAUCUAGCUGAGUCCCUGGGCCUGAGCCAGUUGCAGGUGAAGACCUGGUAUCAAAAUCGGAGGAUGAAGUGGAAGAAAAUAGUGUUGCAGGGUGGCGGCCUGGAGUCCCCUACCAAGCCCAAGGGGCGGCCCAAGAAGAACUCCAUCCCCACGAGCGAGCAGCUCACGGAGCAGGAGCGCGCCAAGGAGGCAGAGAAGCCAGCGGAGAUGGCGGGCGAGCCCAGCGACAGGAACUGCGAGGACUGAGCAUCUCGCCGAGCUGCGGUGCCCUCGGCGGCGGGAAGCCAGGAGCAGGCCCUUCCGCGCCCAAGCCGUUUGCUUUCUAAACGUUUCAUUACUACUUUGAACGCGGACAAUUAAGGGCCAAACAAGGAAGGACACAGA